Recurvomyces mirabilis is the source of this 585-nucleotide messenger RNA. RefSeq lists its product as uncharacterized. Gene Ontology annotation, cellular component: endosome. The transcript has a single exon. Gene Ontology annotation, biological process: vacuolar transport. Bases 1 to 585 code for a protein of 194 amino acids. Lineage: Eukaryota; Fungi; Ascomycota; Dothideomycetes; Mycosphaerellales; Teratosphaeriaceae. The record is from RefSeq and is a predicted model, not a curated record.
AUGGCGUCGCCGACGAAUCUCUAUCACCGCCGGCUUGUAGCGGAGAAAAGUGCCAAAGCCUGCUGGAUAUGCUAUAAACCUUCAAGCACUGUGUUAAUCACUCCUAACCAAGAUGACUGGUUUCAUAUAUGUGCUGGCCACCUGAUAGACUCGAAGUUCGCGAUCGCUAAAGAUGCGGAUGACAUCGCAGAACGUAAGCGUAAAGAAGAAAUAGACAAGGAGAUUCAGGUGGUGAAGGCCGAGUUCGAGGAGAAGAUGCGCAAGAAGAUGGCUAGACGGAAGCAGAAGGAGUAUGAAAAAGACAAAGAUGGAAAGAAGAAGGAUGAGGCGGAUACUAAUGCGAAGACGGAAGAUGAGAAGGAGGAGAAGGAGAAAGAGGAGAAGCUGAAGGAGUUGGAAGGCAAGAAGGAUCCUGCUGCGAUGGAGAAGACUAUGAUUGACGGGCCAAGGGUGUUUGAGCUACAGAAGCAAUUCUGGCAAAUGCGUAUGCAGAAGAAGAGGGAUACUGAGGCUGCGAGAAGGAUGAAAGAGAGGCUGAAGCAACCUGGUGCCUUCCCGAGUGUGCCGCAGGGUGGACUAGGAUGA